AUGGCGAGGGGUCGGCAGAGCGUUUGUUUGCUGGAGCGCGGCAAGGAGAAAUGGCCCGGGGAGUUUCCAGCGGGACCGCCUGAUGCCGUGAAGGAGCUGCAUGUCAGCGGGGAAUUCGCUCCCUGGAGGACCAAGGGCAAGUGGGCCGAAGGAGGAGAUCCGACAGGACUCUACCACCUGGUGGUUGGGGAAGGACAGAAUGCGUUUAUCGGGAAUGGUCUAGGCGGAACCAGCUUGCUGAAUGCGAACGUCUUCUUGGAAGCCGAUCAGCAGGUUCUGAACAUGAACAGUUGGCCGACGGAGCUGAACGAUGAGGCGGCAUGGAAAAAGUAUUAUGGCCGGGCCAGAGACGUUCUGGAACCUGCUUCGUAUCCUCUUGAUUAUCCGAAUCUGCCAAAACUGGAUCUACUCCAGAAACAAGCCAAUCUUAUGGGAUGGGGCGAGAAAUUCUAUCGCGUUCCGCAGACCACUCGCUUUGUGGAUGGACCCAAUAGUACUGGAGUCGAAAUGCAUGCUUCCACCGGCACCGGCAUGGACGCCACCGGCAUCAAUGACGGGAGCAAGUCGAGUACUUUGGUGAAUUAUCUCAGCGACGCCUGGAACUGGGGCGCGGAAAUGUUCUGCGAAUGUGAAGUGCGGUAUCUCAAGGCAGCCCCGGAUGGAGAAGGAUAUAUCGUCUAUUUUGCUUGGCAUGGCGGCAAGCGGGGAGCAUUCAAGGAAAACAUCUACGAGGACUUGAUGUGGGUACACGCAAGAAAAUGCGUGUUCCUUGGGGCCGGAAGCCUGGGCACCACCGAGAUUCUUCUCCGCAGUAAACAGAUGGGCCUGGAGAUGAGUGAGUGCAUCGGCACUGGAAUGAGUGGCAAUGGAGAUAUCCUCGCAUUUGGCUACAAUACGGACUACAAUGUCAACUCUGUUGGGCGCCCAUUUCCGUCACCAGAGCGUCCCAUCGGGCCCUGUAUCACCGGGGUGAUUGAUUGUCGGAGCCAACGUGAUCCGCUGGAUGGGUUCGUCAUCGAAGAAGGAACCAUACCACAAGCGCUGGCUCCGUUAUUCGAAACUAUGCUUGAACUCUUGCCCGGGCAGAUCGCUCCCAGGGGACUUGGUGUUUUUGAAAAGGUCAAACACUUGUUGGCAAGGCAGGGCAGCCAGCUUCUGGGUCCAUACUUCCGCAAGGGGAGCACUGAGAAGACUCAGGUAUAUCUCGUCAUGUCGCAUGACAGCAACCAGGCGACUCUCACGCUUCAAGAUGAUAGACCGAUACUCAAAUUCUUGGGCGUAGGCCGCUCCGAGCACGUCGAGUACCUCGAUUCAGUCCUUGCGCAGGCGACGAAUGCUGUUGGAGGAACUUACGUGGGAAGUCCCUUCUGGGCUGCUCUGGGGCAGCAAGAAAUUACUGUUCACGCAAUCGGUGGAGCCUGUAUCAGUAGAGAUGGAACAGGUGCAAAUGGCGGGACAAACCAUAUGGGCGAGGUAUUACAAGGCGACGGCACUGGCGUACAUGAAGGUUUGUAUGUCUGCGACGGCGCUCUCGUUCCCACGGCUCUCGGAGCCAAUCCUUUCGCCACAAUCACGGCAUUGGCCGAGAGGUCAGUCGAACUGGCUGCAAAAAAGAGAGGUAUCGACAUUGACUUCGAUACGAGCAAUGGCAUCUUAAACCUAUAUGGGGAACCCAGAUUCCCGGUGAUGGAUCAUGCAGACAUUAAAACCACGGAAGAACUCAUAGAUUUGGCCAAGGAUGACCAGACCAGUGGAAUUGGGUUUACGGAGGUAAUGUCUGGCUUCAUCCACAUUGGAGAUGAUGUUAAAGACUUUGAUCUUGCCACCAAAAUCGCUCGCAGCGAAUGCGAGGCGGCCAGGUUUUUCCUCAGUGUGAAGUCUUGGGACACCGAAGAUUUGGUCUCGAGCAGCGCUCAUUCCGCCAUGCUGACCGGCUCCUUCUCCUGUGCAGGACUUAAGGGUCCAUUCAUGGUGCAUCGGGGCGAUUUCCAGCUCUUCAAUCAGGAUACAAGAGAACCAACUACUCGGAACUUGACCUAUAACUUCGAGAUGAUAUCCCCAUCUCGUGAGAAGCUCUGUUUCAAUGGUUAUAAAGUUGUCAAUCCCUCCGUUGCUUUUGAUCCGAUUGGAUUUUGGAAAGCGACAUCCACUCUGUACGUCACCAUCACAGUACCAGACGGUAAGGUCAUCGGACGCGGUACGCUUCAUAUCCAACCAGCAGACUUUGUCUCGGAACUUGCAACACUCGAACCCACUGGCCGCAAUCUGUACGCAAAGGUCAAAUCCGCGGCCAGCUUCCUUACCUACUUUACUAGAGAGGCCGCUAAGAUGUUCUUCGCGCCGUUGACAUGCCUCCAAUGGCCCAGUCCCACAUUUCAUGGCUACGGCAACGUAACGGAGAUAGCCGAGACAUUCACUGUGAUCGCCUCGGAUGGCAUCCAUUCCACAAUGCAAAUGUGGAAUCCACCAGGCAGGGACGGAUCCAUCGCGAGACCGACUAUUCUCUUUGUUCCUGGCGCUGCAGUCGACUAUCAAAUAUUCGGCCUUCCCACUAUCGAAAAGAAUGCCAUCGAUUAUUUCCGCGAAGCGGGCUACCGGAUCUACUGUGUCACGCAUCGAGUGGGCAAGACCAUGACGGCCAUAAAAGGAGAUACCACCUUCGACGCGCGGCUUGACAUCCUCGCUGCUUUGACCAAAAUCCGCGAGUUGCAUGAAGGGCAGAGACGCGGGCAAGCGGAGAAGAUCUACGUGAUUGCUCACUGCGCUGGCUCUGUCGCGUUGUCCAUGGGCCUUCUGGAUGGUAGCAUUCCAGCCGGGUGGAUCAAAGGCAUCACCGCGUCAAAUGUCUUCAUGAAUCCGAUAUUUGCCAACGUCAACCGGGCCAAAGCUUCGUUACCGAUCCCACUGAACAGCCUUUACAACAAGCUCGCGGGUUCGUGGUUCAGCUGCACUAGCAGCCUCGGCGACUCUCUCAUCCAACAGAUUCUCAAUCAGGUCUUACGCUUCUACCCCGUGGGAAGCAAAGCAGAGAUCUGUGAUUCAGUCGUCUGCCAUAGAAGCAGUUUAGUUUUCGGCCGCCUCUGGACGCACAAAAACCUCAACGAGCCAACUCACGCACAGCUGGCGAACUUCCUAGGCGGCACAUCCAUGCGCUCCCUCGGUCAUCUCACGUCCAUGGGUUGUCUCGGUCAUGUAACCACCAACCCCCCCACAUCGAUCAACCUCGUGACUCCAUAUAACAUUGCACGCCUUAAAGGCAUUCCCAUUUUCUUCUUCUCAGGAGCAAAUAAUGCAGUGUAUGCACCUGAGAGCACGGAUGUCUCAUACACCAUGCUUCGGGAUGCACAUGGUCCAGAUGACUACGAGAGGGUUGUCUUCGAGGGAAGAGGCCACCUAGAUUGCUGGAUGGGAGUCACUGCCCAUACGGAUGUGUACCCCAGGGUAAGAAAGCAUGUAGAUAAGCUUAUGCUUGGUACUUCGUGA
Molecule: messenger RNA, 3483 nt
Organism: Penicillium canariense
Lineage: Eukaryota; Fungi; Ascomycota; Eurotiomycetes; Eurotiales; Aspergillaceae
Exons: 8
Coding region: 1-3483 (1160 amino acids)
Molecular function (GO): flavin adenine dinucleotide binding; oxidoreductase activity, acting on CH-OH group of donors
Source: RefSeq, a predicted model, not a curated record